Nothobranchius furzeri (turquoise killifish) is the source of this 994-nucleotide messenger RNA. It is a transcript of the gene ebp, whose product is annotated as EBP cholestenol delta-isomerase. NCBI's taxonomy places the organism in Eukaryota, Metazoa, Chordata, Actinopteri, Cyprinodontiformes, Nothobranchiidae. Gene Ontology annotation, biological process: cholesterol biosynthetic process. Gene Ontology annotation, cellular component: endoplasmic reticulum; membrane. The record is from RefSeq and is a predicted model, not a curated record. Gene Ontology annotation, molecular function: C-8 sterol isomerase activity; cholestenol delta-isomerase activity; steroid Delta-isomerase activity.
CCGAGAUGAAGCGCCAAUCAAAUGAGUCGGCGCAUCGUGCGCGCCUCUAGUUCUACACAUGCAGCAAUGUCAUUGGUGUGUGUAAUCACAAGGACCCGCCCAGAUCAGACAGAGUUCCGCGUUUGAGUUUACAUGCCCUAAAGUGCACAUUUCAAACAGGUAGAAUAAACUGGUAAUAAUAUCAUCUCUGACGAUGUCUUCUGCAAACAAAGUUCUGCAUCCUUACUGGCCAAGGGAUCUUUUGAUUCCCACUUAUGUGGAAAACGACAGAUCAAUGUCAGAGAUUCUGGCCUUUCUUUUUUCUGUGUCCGGGGUGUUUCUACUGGUGACCUGGCUGAUCACCGGGGCCAGCGGCAGGCUGGGAACGUGGCGGCGUCUGUCCAUCUGCUGGUUUGCAGUUUGUGGUUUCAUCCAUAGUGUCAUUGAGGGCUGGUUUUCGCUGUAUUAUGACAUCUUGCCAGGAGAUCAGAGCUUCCUUUCGCAGCUGUGGAAAGAAUACUCCAAAGGUGACAGUAGAUACGUAAUAGCUGACAACUUCACAGUUUGUAUGGAGACUGUGACUGCUUGCUUAUGGGGGCCCUUCAGCUUUUGGGUGGUGUAUUCCUUUUUAACCAGUAAACCCUACAGAUUUGUUCUGCAGCUCAUCAUCUCAUUAGGUCAGCUGUAUGGAGCAGUGCUUUACUUCUUCACAGAGCACAGAGAUGGCUACGCUCACAGCGAGCUGGGACAUCCAGUCUACUUCUGGUUCUACUUUGUGUUCAUGAACGUGUUGUGGAUCGUCAUUCCUCUGGCCCUAAUUGUGGAUGCGUGGGGUCACUUAUCUGCAGCUCAGAGACAUGCUGACAGCUCAAAGGCCCAAAAGAGUAAAAGGAAGUGAUCAGCAGGAGGCAGAGGGAAGGCAAAUCUAAAUAUUUGAAUAGCCAAAUAAAUGUAAGCAAAUAAAGUUUUAUUUUUGCUGCAAGAUUUUUUAUGAAAAUAAACAUUCACAAUAUUG